GACAUACGUUAUGUAACCUACGUGAGCCCUAAUGAGGACAAUUUCUCUGACCAAUAAAUGUUACAUCACAUCUGGCAGUGUACGACUGUUGUGUCUGUGUGGUAGGCGGCGCAGGAAACCUCUCAGACGUGGUUUACUUACAGGAAGCAUCAGUUUAACCCCUUCAGCGUCUCUGCGACAGCACAGACACAUUCUCACACGCUGACUUGAUCACAGCUGGACACUGAAGCGGGUUCAGGAUGAGCUGUUCCCGGCGAUCCUCCUGGAGGGCCAGCUUGUUCUUCUGUCUGGGGCUGUUUCUGCACUCUGGAGAAGCGAAGGUGCACACGGAAGCAUCGACUGGGCCUCUGUAUCGUGUGGUGGGCUCUUUGCUCUCUAUCACCUGCAAUGUGAGUGGCUUCGCCAGUGAAAGCACCAGAAAAGAAUUUGAAUUUCGUGUUAUGAAGCCUGCACUGCCAACAACUCCAAUCAACGUCAUUAGCACCAAAGACGAUAUGUUCAGCUACGCCAUGUAUUCAGGUCGUGUGAGGAGCAGGGAAGUUACUGUGACACACACGUCUCCAAACUCAGUGGUCUUUGAGAUACAACACCUAAGAAAAAGUGAUGAAGGGGAAUUUCACUGUACUGUGAUCAACCCAGUAGCUACUUAUCACGGAACCUACGAUGCUGAGACAACAGUGAAAGUGAUUGACAACUCCCUCAGUGUUUCAUCACCUACCUCCACCUCACUGAGCUAUAACGAGGGCGAUGCUCUCACUUUAACCUGCCAAGCCUCCAGCAACACCGUCCAGCACACCCAUCUGUCUCUUGCGUGGUAUCUUCACAAAAACGGCGAAGACAAUGCUCAGCCUAUCAUUUCUCUGAACAGCGAUUUCACACUGAGCCCAGGCAGGGGAUUUGAAGGCCGUUACCAAGCUGGACUCAUAAGGUUAGAUAAAAUAGGAGAGACCACAUACAAGCUAAAGAUAGCUCAGCUGGAGCUGUCAGACCGAGGCCGGAUAUACUGUCAGGCCCAGGAGUGGAUCCAAGACCCUGACCGUUCCUGGUACUCUAUCGCACAGAAGGAUACAGAGGAAAUUACCCUGGAUGUCAAAGCCAGAGAGGUGGUGUCAGACACGUCGUCGUUGGCAGUGAAAAUCUCGGCACAGCCGACAACCCUACAGGAGGGCCAGGAGCUUUCUCUGUCCUGCAGCAUAGCCACACAGAACCUGAAGGAAAGGUUCUUCUCUGUAGCCUGGCUCAGGGGAAGUGCUGAGCUGGCCCGCAUUGGCCCUACAGGCAUUCUGUCUGUGGGGCCUGAGUACAGCGUGCGAGCAAAAGAAGGAGAGCUCAGGGCAGCCCGGAUAGGGGACAGGGAUUAUCGUCUUAUAUUACAGCCUGUCAGAACUGAGGACCAAGGAGAGUAUAUCUGCAGAGCAUGGCUUCAGGACAGAGGCCAGGAUGGUGCUUUUACAGAAGGAGCAGCCCAGGACUCCAGCUCCCAGCAAGUCAGCAUCUCAGCCACAGAAAGUGGGCUCUCACUCGAAAUGCCAGGCGCUGUGAGUGUUAAUGAAGGUGACAGUCUGAAACUCACCUGUAAAGUGCACGGGGUCAAAGGUCAGCUCUCCGUCGCCUGGCAACGCAAAGCAAGACCCACACUGACAGACAUGUUCACUGAUGUGAUCAGUCUAAGUCAGGAGGGUGUUAUGGAAACGGCUGGGGAGUUCGUUAGUCGCAAAGUAAAGGCAAUGCGUCCAGAAGCCGACACCUUCACGCUGGAGCUUGAUGAGGUCACACCUUCUGACUCAGGUGUCUAUCAGUGUGCUGUGUCUGAGUGGAAAAUCAGUAGCAAGACCAACAGCCAGUCACGGACUGCCACUGUGACUGUGGCUCCUGCAGAUUCGUUUGUGAGAGUGAAUCUUAUAAGUCGAAACAACAUGGUGACUGUAGGAGAAAAUGUGGAGCUGAUGUGCCGGGUCAGAGGGGCACAUGUACCAAUAACAGUGACUUGGAGCCUGCAGCGUGACGCCUCAACCCUGGAUAACAUCCUGACACUGUACUCUGAUGGUUCCAUCAGCUGGUCUGGAGACCAACACCGCUACCAGCUGAAAGUAGAGAACAAGGGGAAAGAAGUCAUUCACUAUCUUCUUAUCAAUGGUGCAAGCCACCGGGAGAGAGGAACCUACCAAUGUAGUGUGUCCGUCUUCCUUGAGAAUGUACACAAGAAGCUGCCUCCAUCCAACCUGCUGGCUGUGAAUGUGCAGAACCCAGUGAGCAAGCUCAUUCUGACCUCCACUCCCGUCUUGACAAGUAAUGCCAACGCUGAUAUAGAAAUAAAAUGCUCAGUCAUCUCAGAACCCUCUGCUUCAUCUCGCUAUGCUGUCACCUGGCUGCUCCAGCAAGAGGCGGUGAAAAAGACGAUCGUGAGCUCAGACCAUGAUGCCCUCGUAACAUUUGGAGACCAGGUAGAGCUGAGUCACAGACAGCGAAUCAGCAUGAAGCGCGUUAAAGGCCCUAGUUUUGAGUUGACUAUUCGGCAAGUUCGGCUCUCAGACAAAGGCUUGUAUAUAUGUGAAGUUGUGGAGUGGCUACAAGAUCCUCGUGGGGACUGGUAUCACCUCUCACCAGUGUCCAAAACUACAAAUAUAACAGUUACUGAGCCUGAAACACAGCUGUCCAUUGCACAACAAGAAGUGGAGCUUAAUGUGAGCACGUCUGAGGAUUUCACUAUCCCCUGUCAAAUCACCAAACAAUCCAGCAAUGAAUCUGAGUUUCAGGUCAUGUGGUUUUGGCAUAAAGAUACAGCAGACAGUAAACACCCCAUCUUCACAGUUUACCGAAACUCCACCCUGCAAGCGUUUGAAACGGAGGACAAGCUGAGAUUCAGCCACCCUUUGCCCAACCAGUUCAGCCUUACACUCUUGAGGACAAGUCCUGGAGAUAGUGGUUUGUACUUCUGUGAGGUAGAAGAGUGGCUUCCAGCUCUGCCUUAUGGGUGGAGAAAGACUGCUGCAGUAAAGUCAGGAUAUUUGACUGUUAAUGUCUAUGCGGAAGGAGAAGUUAAAGCUGUCUCUGACCCAGAAUGCAUGUCGGGUAUCUGGAUAGGGAUUCUUGUAGCUAUUGUCAUCUGUGCACUAUUGGCUAUAUUAAUACUGGUGGUCCUGAAGAAAUGUUGGAACAAGAGAGAAAAGAAGCUCCCCAAAUCUCUGUGGACAGAGGAGCUCCCUCUGAACGCCAAACCCAGUGCAGAGAACUGAAACUCAGACCAGAAGAGGAACAUAAAAAAUGACUUUCAUAUGUGUUAUGUACUAUAUUGUACUAUAAGAUUUCAUUUUACAUAUUUUUUUAAUUGAUUAUUUUUCAAAGUUCAUUCAUCAUCCAUAAAAUAAUUGUUACCGUGUUUUACUGAAUGUUGCCUUUAUGAAGUAAUGAGUCAUUAAACCUUUACAUUUAAGCAGG
Messenger RNA from Scatophagus argus, 3438 nucleotides. Its product is annotated as immunoglobulin superfamily member 3-like. The transcript is spliced from 9 exons. Bases 240 to 3236 code for a protein of 998 amino acids. NCBI's taxonomy places the organism in Eukaryota, Metazoa, Chordata, Actinopteri, Scatophagidae. The record is from RefSeq and is a predicted model, not a curated record.